Molecule: messenger RNA, 294 nt
Organism: Staurois parvus
Lineage: Eukaryota; Metazoa; Chordata; Amphibia; Anura; Ranidae
Source: the annotation of a GenBank genome assembly
AUGCAGACUGCUUCUAUAAACAUUUGGAAAGAAUGUGCAAUAAGUCCAUCCUGGAAAUUUCCUUGCUAUUAAAUAUUCCACGGUCAACUGUUAGUGGUAUUAUAACAAAGUGGAAGCAACUGGGAACAACAGCACACAAGUGGUAGGCCACAUAAAAUGACAGAGAGUUGUCAGUGCAUGCUGAAGCGCACAGUGCACAGAAGUCACAAACUGUCUGCAGAGUCAAAAGCUAAAGACCUCCAAACUUCAUGUGGCCUUCAGAUUAGCAUAACAACAGUGCGUAGAGAGCUUGUU